Molecule: messenger RNA, 396 nt
Organism: Vicia faba (fava bean)
Lineage: Eukaryota; Viridiplantae; Streptophyta; Magnoliopsida; Fabales; Fabaceae
Source: the annotation of a GenBank genome assembly
AUGAAGCUAGCUUUGCAAGUUACCAAGAGUGGGAUCUAUCUAGGAGGAAGUAAGUCAUGGUUCAAUGACAAUUGCACCAAGAGAAUCGUAGUUCCUUGGAAAGGGGAGACUGCAAAGAGCUACAUUGGAGACAUAGUCAAUGUCCCAAGCUCAGGCCUGAGGCCAAGUCUGUUUUCAAGGGGCUGGAAGAAAAUUCCCAGGCUUAAAAGGUUUAUGAUUUAUGUUAAAACACCCUUAUGGGGCCUGGGUCUUAGUGGGCUCAUUGCAUUUGCACCAACUUAUCAUUAUCAUGCUGGCGUGGUAGCUUUCUUUGUUUCUUUGUGUGCUGGUAAAGCCAACAUUGAUAUCUUGAAUGCAAACCCUGGAAUUCCAAACUCUGGGAAGAAGGAUGCUUAA